Messenger RNA from Suillus paluster, 2759 nucleotides. Its product is annotated as phosphoinositide polyphosphatase. Gene Ontology annotation, molecular function: phosphatidylinositol-3,5-bisphosphate 5-phosphatase activity. The record is from RefSeq and is a predicted model, not a curated record. The transcript has 14 exons. Gene Ontology annotation, cellular component: intracellular membrane-bounded organelle. Gene Ontology annotation, biological process: phosphatidylinositol dephosphorylation. NCBI's taxonomy places the organism in Eukaryota, Fungi, Basidiomycota, Agaricomycetes, Boletales, Suillaceae. Bases 41 to 2596 code for a protein of 851 amino acids.
UAUGCAUCGGUGAAGUAACUCGAGUCUCGCAGCACACGCCAUGGAUCGACUAGCUUCACAGUCAGAUCCGCCAAGCUCAUCGACAUUUUCAAGUUCCUCAACCACCGGAUUUCAGGGGAAAGUUGCGGAGUCAUUAGACAAGCUCCCUCCUAAUUGUAAAGACUUGGUGCACAAGUACUCUGCGUUCAACAAGUUCAUUCUAUACGAGAACAAACUGCGCUUCUAUAUCGUUGCCUCUAAUGCCUCUGACUCGCGCCACCGGAUUGUCAAGAUUGACCGCACUUCGCAAAGUGAUCUUGCCAUUGUCGAAGAUGACACCGACUACAGCGGCAAGCAGAUGAGCAACAUGCUUAAGAUGCUGGAGGAUGGUAACAAGGGAUCUGGUGGGCUUGGCAAGGCACGUGUGAUCUUUGGCAUUGCAGGGUUCGUAAAGUUUACCGCUGGGUGGUAUAUGAUCGUCAUAUCAAAGCGUUCUGUUGUGGCACUUCUCGGUGGUCACUAUCUGUACCAUUGUGAGAACACUGAGAUGAUACCUGUUCCCUCCAACCACAAGAUUGAGCGUCCUGCCGAGGAGCAGCGCCUUGUGAAUAUGUUUAAGCAAGUUGACAUGUCAAAGAACUUCUACUUCAGCUACUCCUACGAUAUCACCUCUACCCUUCAAAACAAUCUCACCAAGCCCGAGCGUUUCAAUGCCACCACAUGGCCCUUCAAUGAUCGAUACGUUUGGAAUUUUCACAUGAUCGCUGUACCUCUCAACGAUUCCCCUGCCACUGGUGUUCGUCGUCCGUGGCUAUUGCCCCUCAUACAUGGACAUGUAGACCAGGCUAAACUCACUGUGCUUGGGCGUGUAGUCUUUGUAACACUCAUUGCCCGUCGGUCGCGCCAUUAUGCUGGAGCUCGCUAUCUGACGCGCGGUGUUAAUGAAGAAGGAAACGUUGCAAACGAGGUUGAGACGGAACAAAUUGUAUCAGAAGCACUAACGACACCAUUUUACUUCCCUCCUGCCGGUUCUUCGACAGGCGAACAUCAACGUCGACCAAGCCCUCACUAUACCAGCUACGUUCAGUACAGAGGCAGCAUUCCCAUAUACUGGACGCAGGAAACCACUAGCAUGACUCCCCGACCGCCUAUUGAAAUCAGCGUCGUAGAUCCCUUCUAUGUUGCUGCAUCUCGUCAUUUCGAUGACCUUUUUUCACGAUACGGCGCGCCAAUCACAGUUCUCAACCUCAUCAAACGGCGGGAGCCGCAGCCGCGCGAAUCGAAAUUGUUGGAUGAGUACACUCAAUGCGUCAAGUAUCUGAAUCAAUUUCUUCCGGAUGAGUACAAGAUGGUUUAUCGGGCUUGGGACAUGUCACGGGCUUACAAAGAGAAGACGCAGGACGUUAUAAGUUACCUCGAGGACAUAGCGGAGGUAUCCAUUCAAAUGACGGGUUUCUUCCAUUCCGGCGCGGAACCACUCGCUCACUCACUCCAUAAUGGUAACUUUGAAGAAAACGAAAAUUGUCGCAGCUCAAUCUUGCUGCAGAAUGGUGUAUGCCGCACCAACUGUGUUGACUGCUUGGAUCGCACGAAUGCAGCACAAUUUGUUUUCGGGAAGCGUGCUCUGGGUCACCAGUUGUAUGCCCUUGGUGUUGUUGCCAGUCCAAAUCUUCCAUUCGAUUCAGAUGCGGUGAACAUGCUAACAGAAAUGUAUCAUGACCAUGGAGAUACCAUUGCACUGCAGUAUACCGGGAGUGCACUUGUGAAUCGGGUAGAAACAUAUCGCAGGAUGCCCCACUGGAACAGUCACUCGAGGGACAUCAUCGAAAACAUCCGCCGUUUCUAUGCCAAUUCUCUUCUUGAUGCAGACAAACAAGCAGCAAUCAACCUCUUUCUUGGCGUUGCAGCGGAGCGCAACCUGGUCCACCCUCCGAAACGUGGGCAGUACCAGCAAUGGUUCCAGAAGCAGCAUCUUCAGAUGUUAUACGAAGUGACUGAGUGCUCCUCAGCGUUAUGUGACUUCGUCAACGUCCGCGGAGAAUUUUGGCCGGAGUACUACCGGCCGCUGUUAUUCACUUCGUUAGGAAAGCAUUUUGCGUAUUCCAUGAAUAGCACAUUGAAGCUACCGGGGAAGACUAUGAAGGACAUCGCUUACAGUCCAUUUCUGCCUCACAGCACUCAUCCAGCACACCAUCCACGGCUCAUGGCAGGAGUUCGUCGUUGGAUCGGCGCAUAUCCUUCGUCUCAGCACGGGUUUUCCAAGAAGGCAUUAAGCUCCAAACAAGAGGUGUUGGAAUCGGACCUGCCUUCCAGUGAUGAUCCUCGCUCAUCAGCUGCGCUUGCCAAGAGAUUGUUACAUCCAGAUGUGCCACUUGAGGAGCAAACAGAGUAUCUGAAAUAUGUUGAUCAGCGCUUUGCUUUGCUAGAGGCAUGCAAUGAUGAAGCGGAACCUGAAGACAAAGAAAUAUAUGAAAGGUUUGUCAGGAAGUCAAAGGGUGUUAUGGAGGAGGUUAAUUCGUGUGAAAUUUAUGUUACUUAUGUUAAAACCAUGGUGGCAGAAGAUGUAGGUACUUAUGGAGAGGACUUAGUGGCUACAUAUGAACAGUGGCUUGGGUAGAACAUCUUGGUUGAGCUCGAUGAUAGAAGGAGUCACUAAAUAUUGAUGGACUGAGUUGAUGACGACGAGGUCCCCGUGAUUAUGUAAGCUACAUUAGAGCUGUUGAGAUCAUACGAGUCCAAGCCUGUUGUGCCUUUGGCACCUCCAGUCUUCAUCAUCUCAC